AUGGAAAUCCCUGAACCAGAAGAUUUUAAACAUAAGCCUCCCAUGGCAAACCAGAUAAACUACAGUAUUCCCUCUGACCUCUCAGAUGAACCAACUGAGCCCACGUACCUGGGUUUCUAUAUCCUCAUUUUCAUUCUUGGCGUCUCCUUCAAUUUUUUCGCCCUGUGGAUUUUCUGCUGCAAAAUGGAGAAAUGGACGGAGAUGAGAGUGUACAUGAUCAACCUCACUCUGGCAGAUUUCUGUGUCCUCUUAAUCUUGCCUUUCGUGAUUUAUUCAAGCAACCAGAAGAUAGCCCAAACGCAUCCUAUUUGCCUCAUCUCUGAGAGUACUUAUUUAAUCAAUAUGCUUAUGAGCGUAUGGAUAAUCACGUGCAUAGCUGUUGAUCGAUACAUCUUGAUCAAAUAUCCUCUGAAAGCCCGAGGAUGGAAGUCACCACAGAAGGCAAUGGGAAUUUGUGGAGUUCUUUGGAUCACCAUAAUCGGUUCCGUUUCUUCAACUACAGUCCUCAACUCCCAAAAUGAAGAGAUUUGUUUUGAAGACCAGACAAGAGAGAAUCCAUACAUUUUGCUAAUUGGAGUCUGUCUUGGAUUCUUGGUACCUCUAAUUAUUCUGACCUUUUGUUCUAUUCAAAUCAUCACAAGUCUCUGGAAGAAAAAAAAGUCAGACACUCAGGGAGAAAAUUUAAUCCAGAAAGCAAUCUUAAUUGUGUCUGUAAAUUGGAGCAUUUUUAUCAUCGGUUUCCUUCCUUUCAAUACCAUAUUGCUAGUUAAGUGUGUGGCUGCUCUGUGUCUCAUUGAAAUACCAGUGUCUAGAAAGCUUCUACAACUGUCUGUCUGUGUGGCCAACGCUAACUGCUGCCUGGAUGCCAUUAGUUAUUACUUUGCGGUGAAGGAAUUUCAGGCAAUUCCUUCUUUCUUAACCAAGUCUCGUUUUUUGGAGAAAAAGAAAAUCCAAGAUUCAGAAGUAUGA
This is a messenger RNA of Tachyglossus aculeatus (Australian echidna), 969 nucleotides long. RefSeq names its product G-protein coupled receptor 35-like. The record is from RefSeq and is a predicted model, not a curated record. Gene Ontology annotation, cellular component: membrane. The transcript has 3 exons. Gene Ontology annotation, biological process: phospholipase C-activating G protein-coupled receptor signaling pathway; positive regulation of Rho protein signal transduction. NCBI's taxonomy places the organism in Eukaryota, Metazoa, Chordata, Mammalia, Monotremata, Tachyglossidae. Gene Ontology annotation, molecular function: G protein-coupled receptor activity. Bases 1 to 969 code for a protein of 322 amino acids.